UUUGAUCGGGUUCCAUAUUCCUUCCCGUGGCGAGAGACGUGAUGUCUUCACGUUCACAGUCUCAAGAAAGUGAUGCUUGGGCUCUUUUAGCCCUAAAAUCAGCACCAUCAAGUCCUACGAAACUACAAUGGAGCCCGGAGAGCAAAGGAACCGUAAUAGCAAGAUUAGAAGGGCGAGAAUUCGAAUAUAUGGUGAGACAGAAAAGAAUCAUCAUAGGCCGAAAUAGCUCUCGAGGUGAGGUCGAUGUAAACAUGGGACAUUCUAGUUUUAUUUCUCGUAAACAUCUAGAGCUGUUUUUCGAACAUCCUAACUUUUAUAUGGUGUGCAACGGGAAGAAUGGUGUUUUUGUGGACGGCGUAUUCCAAAGAAAAGGAGCUCCUCAGCUACAGUUACCUAAACAAUGCACGUUCCGGUUCCCCAGCACCAACAUACGGCUGGUGUUCCAGUCCCUGGUAGACGAGACAGAUCCUCCGCUACAGUUGGCGACCAAGUCCACUUCUCGGCCUCCACUGCCACCUCUGCGCAUCAACAUUCCUGAGCCGGCCGACACCACCUUCACAAGCCCCUUUCCCUCCCCCACUGGCACCAUCAGUGCUGCCAAUUCGUGCCCUGCCAGUCCUCGUGGAGGCCACGGCAGACGCAAUGUCUCUGCUGAUCUACAGAUGGCUGCAGUAUACGCGGCCGCAGUCGCUGGUCCUGUUGUCAACACUGUCACUGUGUCUACAAGCAACACCCACGACAGGUAUUCAGAACCGUAUGAUAACAUAAGUGGGGAGGUUCUACUGGAUGGUUCAGGCCAAAUGAGUGAGAGCGACAACAAACUGUUUAGAUCAACCAAUGGGUGUCCUCCGCCCAUCAACGAACCGUACAGCCCGCCCAAGAGAGGUGAGGGAGGCCAGGAAGACACUAAACCACCCUUCUCGUACGCUCAGCUGAUAGUGCAGGCAGUGGCCAGUGUGACGGACAAGCAGCUCACACUUAGCGGCAUCUACAGCUACAUCACCAAGAACUACCCGUACUACCGCACUGCCGACAAGGGCUGGCAGAACUCGAUACGACACAACCUGUCGCUGAAUCGCUAUUUCAUCAAGGUGCCACGGUCGCAGGAGGAGCCGGGCAAGGGCUCAUUCUGGCGCAUCGACCCUCAGUCUGAGACCAAGCUGAUAGAGCAGGCGUUCCGGCGGCGACGCCAGCGCGGGGUACCCUGCUUCCGCGUGCCCUUCGGUCUCUCUUCCAGGUCUGCUCCUGCUUCUCCCAGUCACCUUGGAAUGUCCGGACUGAUGACUCCAGAGUCCCUGUCCCGGGAAGGCUCUCCCACUCCGGAUUCCACAGUCAACUCUCCGGUCAUCACCAGCCAGAGUGCUCCCGGCAGUCCUGGCCAUCCGGGUGCUACUUUCGUAACGUCGGCAAAGCCGAGAAUCAUGCAACAUGUUACGCUAGUCACCAACGGAGACCUGCCUAGAGAAGGUUUGGGUUACCAAGAGCUUCUUUACGACAAUGUGUGGCUAAAGAGUAACAAAGGUGUGGGAACGGAAAAUGCUGGAUAUCUCGCCAGUCAUCACUCAGUGGCUGUGGAGGACAGGUCGGACUCUCCAUCUGUGAUUGUUCAGACUUCGUACAAUUACACGGGUCAGUUCAUGGGUCCGACGUGUGGAGAAGGGGGAGGGGGCGGGACCAAGCGGGGACUAGAGGACGAUGAACUGCAGCAACACAUCAAGCGAGAGAGAGUAGAAGAACAAAUAGAACAUUCGUAAAAUGAAGUAGCAGUUUUUCAGCCCGGAAUGUAGAAGACCUAACCUGGAAAUUCGUCUAACGCAGAACUAAAGUUUAAUUUCCUAUUUUCGAGUCUCUUUUUUUUGUUUGGUGGAAGAUUUUACUUGAGUUCCGGGCAGAAAUUCGCCUGUAUAGAUCGCUUCAGCAUUUCAAAAGUUGUUGUGUAUAUAUUAUAUAUAUACUGCAUAUGUAUUUUACCCCAAUCAAAAUCUAUUAUUUGAAAGUGCAAAAACAGAUUUGUUUAAAUUAUUUAUCGCACUGGAGUAUAUAGUAGUAUAUGUGUGCUAAUAGAUUGUAAAAGUGUACUUUGGCGGCAGUUAAAUUUUUUUUUAUAUGACUAUACACUUUUAUCAUAAAAUUUAUGUUUUCCCAGAAAACAUUCUGACCUCUGUUGUUGUGUUUAGUUUUUUAUUUUGUUGAAAUAAAUCAUUUAAUGAUCACGAGUAUUCUUAUAAUGUAAGGAUUAAUUUACAGUGUGAUUAAUUAUAACUGUACUCGUUACCAACAGAAUCAUUUUUGACAGAAUAUGUUAUCAAUUUUGUAAAUACAAAUCAAUUGUACUGUUAUCAAUUGUAUCAUUUUAUUUGACUUACUAUCUAUAUUUUUCCUUUGUAACAAGUUUUGAGUUGUUUAGAUUAAAUUUGUUUCCCUUGGAAUUUCUUUUCAAAAAUUAAUACAAGAGUGGAACUUUACUUUAUAACAAAAUCAGUUUCAAUCCCUAUCCAAUAUAAAACUUGAGUUUGUUGUAAACUUAAGUUGUACUCUCAUUCUUGGUUGUUAUGAUUUGGAAUACAAAAAUUUGUUUUUGUCUGCUAUUUUUAAACUUGACGUUAACUAUGCAACAAUCUUUAGUGUGACGAAUCAGAAAUAAAACCUUUUUAGGUGACUAAUAUUGUAAAAAUAUUUUGUCAUGUUGCAUAAGUGUCAAUCUCGCAAGCCAAUCUGCAGAUUAACAAAAUUCUAAGAAAAUGAAAAUGUUAGAAAAUAUAAAAAAAAAUGAGUUAAAGUGAACAUCAAUGGUGGACAAAUUAACUGGUUUUAAUCACCAACAAAGCUACUUUAAUUAUGUUAUUGAGUAUUUUAAAUGAUCUCAGUGUGAGAAAAAGAUUAAAUAAACCAAUCUAUAUAUUAAAACUUAUUGGGUUUUCUUUUCCGAGUAAGUCACAGAAUCGAGUAAUACAUUAAUCUUGAGGAAAUCUUUUGUCAUUUUUUGUCCCAUGUCACAAACUCUUUGAUAGUGCAAGAGCUGUGAAGUAGCCUACUGAUUGUGUGAAGUGAUAGCUUAUGUCACAUAUUUCGCCAGGAUAGAAUUGUGCGUCUUAUAGAGUGGUAGGAAAUUAGUAGAACGUGUAUUUAUUUAUUUGAAUGGAUUCUAGUAUUGAAUUCAUAAUCAGUUCUACAGCUUAACUGAUGUUUCACUUGUAAAGACUAUAUAACUGGCUCCAACUCAGACCACAUCAAUCGCGGUUCUUAGCAGAUUCAUCAAGUCAUUGAUUGAGGCAGUUACAUUAUUUUUGUUUUUAGGUUAGACGUUUUUGUUCACACUCAUAAUAAAUCCUUGUGACCUUAUGAUCCUUGUUGUCUGUAUUUGUUUCAUCUGAUAAACCAGUGUUAGCGUGACAAAGUAUUUAGUAAUUUAUCUUUACAGAUAAUAUUACUUUUGUAUUGACUAUUAAGUGAUACAAAUAUUUAUUUUCAACUAUGUUGUUAUUAAUACAAUAUAAUAAAAUCAUUUUCUCGUAUAUUUUUACGAUAUUGACUCUUAAUUUAAUUUACUAAAAUAAUGUGUCAUUUAACUAAUCAACCAAAUAUUUUUUCUCAUUUUAGUAUGUCAAGUAUAUUCCCAAGUUUGCCUGGGAACUCAAUAAUUCGGUUGGUUGAAAUGUAUUAAGUUUUUUUCAUAUAAUCACCCACCACUAAUGUACUAUAAGACACUGCCAGUAACGUAAGAGUAGAUGUUGACAUACUGUCGCCAAGUACACGAGUGCGUUGUAAGUAAUAUUGUUAUAAGCACCAAACUUGUUGCUUGUUAGAAAAUAUUUCACUUAGCCUCAAAACAUUAGUUGUUACCCAAAUCUGAUCAUUUAUUUCACGAGACAAUAAUGUUUUAUUUCGACCAAACGCUCCUCGGACCUUUCGGUUUAUAAAUCGAUUGUUAAUAUAUUAUCAGAUUGAAUUUUAUUAUUGUUAUUUUACGUUGUUCCAUUUUGUAUUACAUUUUCAUCGUGUAUAAAGUUUAUUUUAUUCAUGCAGAGGA
Molecule: messenger RNA, 4030 nt
Organism: Macrosteles quadrilineatus (aster leafhopper)
Lineage: Eukaryota; Metazoa; Arthropoda; Insecta; Hemiptera; Cicadellidae
Gene: FoxK
Product: forkhead box protein K1
Exons: 13
Coding region: 42-1754 (570 amino acids)
Biological process (GO): regulation of transcription by RNA polymerase II
Molecular function (GO): protein binding; DNA-binding transcription factor activity, RNA polymerase II-specific; RNA polymerase II cis-regulatory region sequence-specific DNA binding
Source: RefSeq, a predicted model, not a curated record